Molecule: messenger RNA, 1053 nt
Organism: Entamoeba nuttalli P19
Lineage: Eukaryota; Evosea; Mastigamoebida; Endamoebidae
Exons: 3
Coding region: 1-1053 (350 amino acids)
Biological process (GO): protein folding in endoplasmic reticulum
Cellular component (GO): membrane; cytoplasm
Source: RefSeq, a predicted model, not a curated record
AUGUUUAGUACUUCUUCUAUUAUUGGAGGAGGAAAUGUAUUAACUGAUGAUCCUAAUACAUACCUUAUUGCGCCGUGUUCUUCUAAUAUUACAUUUAUUAUUCGACUUUGUGAAACAACACAAGUAUUUCAUUUUGAGUUUACUAACACUGAAUUGUUUAGUGGAAAUAUCAAAGAUUUUUCUUUAAAAUGUUCUAUGAAUGGUAUUGAUUUUAUACCAAUUCUAAAUGGAACAACUACUAAUACUUUUAAGACACAAUUGUUUGAUAUUAAUGCUAUACAAUGUAGAGAUAUUCUAUUUGAAAAAAUAAGUACACAUAAAAAAGAUAGAUAUUGCACUAUCUCACAAGUUAAAGUUAAAGGUUUAUCAGUGUUAAAUGAAGUUAUUGAAGAUUCUGCUUUAGUCACCCAAAAUAAUUUAUCUACAUCCCAUCUUUCUAGAAACGCUGACACAAAACUCUUACUUGAUGCUCAACAAAAGAAAGAACAAAAUGUACUUGAUACAUAUUUACAGUUUAGCUCUCAAAACAUCAAUAAUUUAACAUCUCUGUAUGAUGAAUAUCAAACUCAAAUAGAACGAUUAAGCGACUCAUUAGAAACUCCAUUCGUUUCAAUAAAUUUUCUUAAAUUUAAAUCACAACAACUUUUAGUUGAAGUCUUCAACAUUAAAAAUUAUCUGAUUCAAGCAUCAGACACAUUGAGAAAAUGGGUACGUGAUAGAUGGAGUGCAACUCAGUUAAACAAAAAACGACAACAUGACAUGGAAUUUGAUUAUAAGAAGGUUAUGGAGAAGGUUACUUUAAUCAAUUCAUCAAUGAGAGGAAUUACAUUUCAAAACCAAAUAAUGAAGAGUAAUUCAAAACGAAUUACUUUAGAAAUGAAAGGACUAAAUGAAUCAUUUACGACUUUCUUUGAAACUACAAGUUCAAAAAUUAGUAAAUACAUAAUUCUUUAUUUUGUCAUUGUUUUAACUAUGUCAGUAUUAUAUCUAACAUGGUUAUGUGUAUUAUCUAAUAAACUUGAUGAGUAUCAAAUCAAGUUAAAUAAAGAAUGA